Molecule: messenger RNA, 4234 nt
Organism: Thamnophis elegans (Western terrestrial garter snake)
Lineage: Eukaryota; Metazoa; Chordata; Lepidosauria; Squamata; Natricidae
Product: von Willebrand factor A domain-containing protein 7-like
Exons: 17
Coding region: 251-3211 (986 amino acids)
Source: RefSeq, a predicted model, not a curated record
CGCCCUCUGCUCACGUGUGCUGUAAUUGUAGUCGGCUCCUGUAGCGACCUCCCUGCCUGGCGAGCUCCUGGCGCUGAUCGCCCGCUAUUUUCGCAGCUGGUAAGGGAGAUCGGAGGCUCCGGCCGAGGAGCGCCGCCGCCCGUAAGCGCACCAACAGCAGCCGAGAAGGCAGAGGCGGCAGGCGCGCUCGGGCGCUCAAGGUGACUUCUGCCCCACCCCGAGCUGGCUGGUUCAGAUAAAUGUAUCCAAUAUGGACCAUCCCUUGGACUGCCUUGGGCAUCUCCUGUGGAUGCUGAUGUUGGUUCAUUUGCCACUGCAAGAAGUCCAUGGGUUUUUCCCCAACAUCUGGUCUCGGACCAUGGGCUUCACCUGGGGAUCCAUCACCCACCAGGACAUGACUGAAGAUGCAAUUCUGAACAUCACUCUUCGCCUCUUUUUGGAGAUACCUCACCCUACCAAGGGGAAUCGCAUCCAAGAAGAGGACUUUAAGGACAAGACCCUAUUGGCUGAUGACAUCUUUGCCGCUUUCUAUGGUCCUGAGGUGUCGGCCAAGCGUUUCCGUGGAGCCAUUGCAGAAGUGGCCAAUGCCAAUGCCGCCAUGGACUUUGGGAAUACGACCCGGGAUGACCCCAUUUUCCACUUCGAUUCGGAGCUCAUUCACUCUGCCAAUAGCUGGCUGUUGCACGUUCGCAAAGAGAUCCUUCAAGCUGUGCAUUCUGAGCAAUAUGGCAUUGCCCGAAAAAAGCUGGGACAGCUGCUCCAUUCCUUGCAGGAUUUCUACAGCCACAGUAACUGGGUAGAACUGGGAUAUGAAGGAAUACUCCUCGACUUGGUUCAGCCAGGCCGCCAAAUUCAGUCUGUUGCUGAAGCUGGCCUCCGGACUUGCCAAGACUGCUCUGAAUGGACCUGCAAAGGAAAUCUCUUGGACAAGCUCGCUGUUCUCACCACGGGUUACUAUGGCUCCCGUCCCGAAAAGCCUAUUGGGAAGUGCAGUCAUGGCGGGAGGUUUGAUGAGAGCCGCCAUCAAGAACCUCGAGGCGGCAUCAAUAAGGACAGCGCCUCCAAGUUCUUCUCACCUCACCAUUACCUGCACCAGAAGGCAGCUAGGCUGGCCCAGGAGGCCUCCGUACACUUCCUGGAGAAGAUGUGGCGAGAAAUAGGGGACAGGCAAUUUAUGAGGUUGCUAGAUAUCAGCCCAACCACAGGCCUGAGCUUUGUUGUGGACACCACUGGAAGUAUGGGGGAAGAGAUCAGCGCGGCUAAGUUUCAGGCACGGGAGAUCAUUGAACGGCGCCAAGGCACCCCUCAACAACCAGAUUUUUACCUCUUGGUGCCUUUCCACGAUCCCAGUUUUGGACCAGUCAGUAAGACCAGUAACCCUGAAGAAUUCUGGGAAGUCUUAAACACCAUCAGCCCGUUGGGUGGUGGAGAUGAGCCUGAAAUGUGUCUAUCAGCCCUGGAGCUUGCGCUCCAGAACUCGCCUCCCUAUUCUGAGAUCUUUGUCUUCACUGAUGCAUCAGCUAAAGAUGCUCACCUGAAAAACAGUGUGGACUCCCUAAUUCAGGAAAAGAAGUGCAAGGUGACCUUCCUAAUCACAGAAGAUCCAUCCAAGACUCGAACGAAGCGGGAAACGCUUGCCCCGAAUCGAUUCGACUUGUAUGUUCACUUGGCUGAGAGUUCGGGAGGCCAGAUUAUAUUCACAGACAACGAUAAUAUCCGGCGGAUGGCAGAGAUUAUUGGCGAAUCCAGUUUAUCUUCGGUGACUCUCUUUCGCUACCACAAAGGAAACAUCUUGAGACCUAAAGGGACUCAACGGAGGACAAAGAAGCAGGUUUCCCAAUUGGCAAACCACCAGUUCUGGAUUGACAGUUUGGUGGACCACGUGGUGGUGACCAUCCAAGGCUCCGUGGAGUUCUUUGAAAUAAGGGACCCUACAGAUAGAUUCCAAACUGGUACGACAAUUCACGGUCCCUUAGCCAAGAUCGAGCACAUUGGUGGAAUUUAUAGAGCAUUCCUUUCUGCUCCUGUCCAUCCUGGUGAAUGGACUUUGAAACUUUGGCCCAAGGGGCAUUAUUUGGUGCACAUUCAAGGUCGGAGCACCCUCGAUUUCUUGUAUUAUUUUGCUGUUCCUGUUGAUGGACGUCACCCAGGGUUAUUCAUGCUGGAUAGUCCUCCUGUUGAAGGUUUGCCUAUCUACCUGGUUGUCAUGGCAAUUGGUCUGAACCAGACCAAGUCGGGCUCUGUUCAGCUACAGUCGGUGAACUUAGAAGCAAGAACAGGCAGCCUUGGGGAGUUAAAACUACAGAGAAGAGACGGCCGGAUGGACCUGUUUGUGGCCAAGCUGCCUCCGACUCUAUUAACCACCAACAGCUUUUCCAUCGUGGUACAUGGAAUGGACGGUGAGGGCCAGAAGUUGGAGAGAUCUGCUCCUCAAGUUGCAACUGUCACAGGAUCCCUCCUAGAGCUGAGCAGGGAGACUCCCGUGUUCCCAGGAAGACGUGUUUCCAUCUCCUGGAAGGUCACAAAUCCAGGUACACCUAAAUAUUAUGGACUAAAAGUGAUCAGCCUUCCCCGGAUUCCAGCCGACAUCUCUAAUGCCAGACUACAAUUAGGCUUCAACCAAACAGGGACAGGGCAGAUAUUCCUGAAUAUUCCUGAUUCUGCUCUACCUGGGUCACUGAUUACGAUAACCUUGCAGGCCAGCUCUCUCAACUCCUCUGCAGAUCCCGAUUUUGCCCAUAUCGAUCUUCUGGUGAUGCCUCAACCUCCGGUGGAGACCAUCUCAUCCCCAGUAUGCAAUGUUACAUCUUCAGAGAAUUCCUGUGGUCCACCACAGUCCCCUUGUCACAGCCAAAGAUGGACAGCCACCUUGCAGAUCUGGGACAAAGCCGGUAUUCACUCCGUGCAGGUGGAAAAUGGUCUGGUGCUUCCUCACCAAGCCCACGGGCUGGUGGAAGUGGUCACUUACACCUCAGAUUGCUGCUCACAGCGGGCGGAACUGGCGGUCACCAACCUUCUUGGGGAGAAAUACCGAUGCCAAGUUGAAGUAAUGCCUCCUGUCCUUCCUGGCAAGACCGUAACCACACCUCCAGAUGAUUCUAGGAUGGUGGCAGACGCUGCUGAUGCUGAUGAUAGGGCUGUUGCUCCUUCUGCCACCAUCUGGUGGUGGAUCUCAACAAUCUUGUUGGUCAUUGUGUGGGUAGGACCAUAACGCGGCCAUUUAUGGGAGCAGUUCUUGGUGUUUUGGCUGCCCUCUGCUGGCAAAUGGUGGUAUUUUACCUUAUUGGAGAGUGAAGUUAAAAAGAGAGGAUGGGAUGAGAAGGAGAGCAAAAUCUAACACUGGAUGAGGAAGGAAGGAAGGAAGGAAGGAAGGAAGGAAGGAAGGAAGGAAGGAAGGAAGGAAGGAAGGAAGGAAGGAAGGAAGGAAGGAAGGAAGGAAGGAAGUAAGUCCUCAAAGGACCAUUGUAGGAUGUCACAUUGGAAAGCCUGGCCAGUGGAAAGGGAAAGUCACUAAAAUUCUCCUACCUGAUUGGAAGAGCUGAGUUAGAGAGAGAAGAAGAAUUUUUUUUCUUUAAUGGGGCAGAACAUCCAUUAACAUAAACUUGUGGCUUUUGACCGGGUAGCCAGGACUGUUCAUCUAUCUGGUGGUGUUUUCUAACUAUGAGCUUGCUCUCUAGUGUGAGAUGGGCUCCUUGAAAAAAAAAUUUUUAACUGGACAUGGUAGGAUAGUAUCUGUAUGCAGACAAUGGGCUUUAGACCUAGGAUGUGAUUUCCCAAGAGGGAUUGUCCAAAGGCCUAUGUGGGGCCUGAACCCACAGUCUUGCUGCUAGUAACCACAUGCUUUGAUGGGCAGUACUAGUUUUGGGGUUGCUAGUCCUACAGGCUAAGCAUGCUGACCCCAUCUCUUGGCAUCAUUCCAUCCCAGGUGAUUCUGCCAGCCGUGCAUGGAGUCUGCUGCAAUUCUUUCAGCUUCUCCAAAUGUCUCUGGUCUUCAGUUGUAGAUAUUUACUCCUUUCUGAUCACAGGAACAUGCUGCCUGUUCCUCCUCUUUGCUCUUAACUCCCUAGAAGUGGGAUUAAUUUUGUUUUGGAGCCGCUUCUGCUAAAACAGCCUUCCCCAACCUGGUCUCUUUGAGAUGUGUUGGAAAUCCAACAUUUCCUCUGAGCAUGAAGGGAACAUAACUGAAAGGCACAAGGGAAAAUGUGGGGAAAUUUGAAAUGAAGGCUCAUAGAAU